Molecule: messenger RNA, 2271 nt
Organism: Panonychus citri (citrus red mite)
Lineage: Eukaryota; Metazoa; Arthropoda; Arachnida; Trombidiformes; Tetranychidae
Product: endoplasmic reticulum lectin 1-like
Exons: 8
Coding region: 390-1982 (530 amino acids)
Biological process (GO): retrograde protein transport, ER to cytosol; endoplasmic reticulum unfolded protein response
Cellular component (GO): endoplasmic reticulum lumen
Source: RefSeq, a predicted model, not a curated record
AUGUGAUGAGUUGUCUUUGAAUCUUUGGUAACAAUUGAUUACAAUUAAUUACAAUCAAUUUGGAUUUAAUUGAUAUUUUCUCUUUCAAGUCCAUUGAUUAGUUGGUUUUCUUUUCUGUCUUGCAUUUGUGUUGUGUUUACUUCUACUCUUUGGAUAAGAGAACAACCGAAAAAAUAAUCCAGAGAAUAAUUUUAUUUUUAUUUUUCUUUUUUUUUUCUCUUCUAAUGUUGUUAAUUACUGUCAUUGAUUAUUGUCUUUGAUUAUCAUCGUUAGAUGUUUGAUUCCAUUUGGUGAUUAUGCUGAUUGAUUUUCUCUGUGAUUUUGUGUAGUCAUCAGAAUAAAGCGAAUUGUUGAAUUUGGUAACUUGAGGCCCUAACCUGAAAUAGAAGAUGAAGAUUUUCCUAUUCAAUUUCAUCUAUUUAAGUAACUUAAUUAUUAUUCAAUUGUGUCAAUUGCCCUUGUUAACAUUUGCUGCUGAUAAGCCUUCGUCUAUUAAACGUGAUUUGAGUUCAGAUGAAGUGUCCGGUGGAUCAGAAUUCGAUGCCAUUAAUCGAGCUAAAUCUUCACAAAAAGACCACGAGAAAGAAGCUUUUGACAAUUUCAAAGCUUUGAAUGACUUUUAUUAUAAAAUCAAUUGGAAUGGUCCAUACAAAUCAACUGGAGAUUCUAAAGAUUCUCCUUCUAGUUCAUCAUCUCAAGUUCCAAUAUCUGAAGAAAAAGAUUCUCUCACAAUAACUACACCCAACAAGGAACAGUAUAAAUGUUUUCUUCCUAGAAACAAACCAAAAAAUGAGAUUGAAAGCAAAGAAGAUCAAGCAAACAGUUUGGAUCCUUACCAAUUAUUAUUGCCCCUUUUUACGCGAGAAAUUUGCUCAUUCCGAUUAGAACCUUAUUGGAGUUAUGAACUUUGUCAUGGGAAAUUCAUUCGCCAAUUCCAUGAAGAAAGUUCCUCACAAAAGACUUAUUCACAAGAAUAUUAUUUGGGUAAAUUUGAUCUCAAUGAAAGGAAAGAAAAUGAACUUGGAUUCACCCAAAUGGAGGAGAAUUGGAAUAAAGGAAAAAAUGGCAGACCAACAGUUCUAAUUGAAGGUGUUGCCACUCCUUAUAUCGAAAUAAAUAUGACCGGUGGUACAACUUGCGAUCUCAACAAUCGACCUCGAUUCACUCGAGUUCUUUACGUUUGCAAUGAUGAAGCUCGAAAUGAAUUGUCUUCCAUCAAAGAGACUUACACAUGUGAAUAUGAGGCCAUCGUUCUCACUCCACUUCUUUGUAUUCAUCCCGAUUUUCGAAAUGAUGCAAUUACCGAAGAAUCGAUUGAUUGUUAUUCUCUCGGAGAUUCACCAAUUAAACCCAAAGGAUAUGUGGAAUACGAAGUCGAGAAUCGAACCGAAUUAAUGAAAAACUCACCGAAUAUCGACAGUUCGAAGAUACAAUUUGAAAUUCACAAAUUGGAUUUGACUAAUGACGAAAGUAAGGAAAUCAAAGGAGAUUUUUUUCUCAACAAUGAACCAACAUUCGAUUCUAAAUUGUUGAGAGAUUUUCUCACUGGUGAUUAUUGUCUUCAUGGUGGGACUGAUUGGUGGAAAUACGAGUUUUGCUAUGGACAUAAAAUUGAACAAUAUCAUGAAGAAAAAGGAGAAAAGAAAUCAAAAAUUUUAUUAGGAAAAUGGAAUUUGGAAAAUCACAUCGAUUGGUUGAUUAAAAACCCGAACCGAAAACCGAACAAACAAAAAACACUGAAACAAGUUUCUCAUCAUUAUGGAAAUGGUGAUGUUUGUGAUCUAACAGGAAAACCUCGUCAAGUAGAAGUUAAAUUAAAAUGCGCUUUUCUCGGUGGUGAUCCAGAAUCUGUUUCUUUGUAUUUAAUUGAACCAAAAUCUUGUGAAUAUAUUUUAGGAGUCGAAUCGCCGUUGAUUUGUCAUCUUCUGAGUACAAUUGAUGAAAAUGGAAUCAUGAAUCACCCAGAUGAUAAUUCUGAUUAAUUGGAAUCUAUUUUUUCUCGUCAACAUUUGAAAUUAUCUAAUUACAAUUGUAACAUAACCAACGCUCCAUUAUAUAUAUUUUUCAAUUUACCAAUAAUAAGCAUACGCAAUUGAAACAAUCAAUUGUUUCAAUUUAUGUUUAUAAUUCACUUUAUUGUUUAAUCUAGAUAACAAUCAACUGUUAUCGGUUGGACAAAUGUUGCUCAUUUUAUAUUAAAUUGUAAAUCAUUUCCACAGGUAUUAUUAUCAUUAAAGCUCAAUUCACAUUUCAAGUGGCUUAGUAAACAAA